AUGGACAUUGAUGAAAUUUCCCGUUCAACACCAAUGGACAUUGACAAACCUGCUGGAAAAAAUGGUGAACAGAUCACGGCGAAACGAGAACCGGAGAAGAAGGAUGAUAUUGAGAAUACGGAGGGUUUAACUUGUCCAAUUUGUAUGGAUAGUUGGACGGCCACCGGGGAGCAUCAAGUGUGUUGUCUACCUUGCGGUCACCUGUUUGGGACGUCUUGUUUGAAGAGGUGGCUUAAUCAACGUGGUGGUUGGCGAAGCAAGUGCCCUCAAUGCAGAAGCUUGUGCAAAGUGUCGGAUAUUAGGUUACUUUAUGCAUCUCGAAUUGUAGCUGUUGAUGAUGACCACGAUAAACAAGAAUUGCAAAAGAAAGUCCAAUCUCUUGAAUCUAGAUGCGCUUAUUUGGAGAAGAAGGAUUCAGAAUGGUGUAGGAAAGAGUGGGAAUGGCGAAUGACAAGCAUGGGAUUUGGGCAGGCACGAACCACGAGACAAUUCUAA
Molecule: messenger RNA, 495 nt
Organism: Oldenlandia corymbosa var. corymbosa
Lineage: Eukaryota; Viridiplantae; Streptophyta; Magnoliopsida; Gentianales; Rubiaceae
Source: the annotation of a GenBank genome assembly